AGAUUCGCUCAGUUGAACCUUUUUUGAGGUCCUUUGAUAACCGAAAAGACAUUGUAAUUUUAUCACUUUCUCCCCGAAGCAAGUGCUCUUCAAAAACAUCAUUCAAGACCGUAGCAUCAGCUCUUCCGUAUUAUUGAGAAAUUCACAAGUCAUUCUCGAAGAUCCUUGAAACAAGAUGAGGAACAGUAUUGCCUUAGCUUUGCUCGCACCCGAAGUUGUGCAAGCUGUGCGUUUAAGCUCUGCUUGUUGUGAGGACAAAGCGCCAGCAGCUGCUGGCGCCUCUUCUCAAGGAACGCCGCGCGCCGGUGGAGGUGCAGCCGGUGGUCCAGGUGCUGGGUUCGCCGCGAUGGCUGGCCAGGUGGCUGCCGCUGUUGGUUCCGGUGGAACUUUCGAUGGAUAUCCGACGACGCAGGUUUUACCUCAAAAGCCUGAGGGCAUGACCAAAGAAAAAUGGCACCUCCACAACUUGGUUGCGAAGAUGAAAACAGCCAAAGCUUUUACCCAACGCGAUAUCCCUGGAGGAGCGGCUCAUGCUCUGUCUAAGGUAUUUUUGAAUCACAGCCGAUAUACAACCGAAGUUCAUCGCAAAGGCUCCUGCAUAUCAACAUGUCCCAUCCUGUUUGAAGAGUGGCGCUAAGCUCCAGGUAGCUGUGAACUCUGUUCUCAUCUCUAUGGUGAGGGCAAAGAACUCGCUGCUUUCUCUCUCGGUUAUUCAAAGGAUAUCCUGGCUAUCUUUGUUUUAGUUCUCUGCGCAGGUUUUUUUAGGUCAACACUAGGUAGUUUCCUAGGGAUGCUAGAGACCAAGAAGAUCCAGUAAUGUCUAGUGUGUGAAGAAACAUGUGAAAGUGGGGUACGGAAAAAUAGCCGGUUAGUUUUCCCUCAUAUUUAUCCUAGGUUAGCCCCUCAAAUUAACAAAAGAUGCACUAGCUGCAGUUAUAAAUGCAAUCCUGUUGUCGUACAACGAACAACCACCCCGAACAUUACAGGGGACGAAGGGUGAUGGGCCUCACUGGCUGCAUUUGGCGUUUCCGGCUCCCUAUCCGUGGAAGCGUGAAGAUGCAGCCAAGUCUGCGGUACACGAAAGCACUUGCGGCGAGCUGUUCAAACGAUUGAGCCCUGAAGACAUUGCGAGCUGGGUGGGGAUUCUGGACAUGACGAUUAAAGUUCUCAAAGCCAAGAACGGUGAGCCGAACGAACACCACACCACGAAGCCAAAGCAUAUGUGCCCUUUCGACAUGCCUAACGACGUAAAGAGAAUUCAUACGUCCACCAACUUUUGGACUCGGGUGUGCGCUGCGGAAGAAAUGGACCCAAACAUCAGAAACGAUAUGAUGCGGAUCGCCAUGUACAGAUGGGUUUGAUCGGGGUGUUCCGAUAGGAUUGGUUAGGGUGUGAUUGGAAUUUUAGUGGUGGUUGCGGAUAUCAUGUCUUCUAUGUGAGAUUGCUUUUCUUGGCCCAUCGGGUAGGGGGAGACAGACUCAUGUACGAUGGCGAUGAUAUGUUGAGGAGUUGUGGAGAGUGGGUAUCAUGAAAAGGAGGAGGGGAUGCUGUUGGAGGCGUCGGACGCGGAGUGUAGGAAGGAAAGGGGAAAUUAUCGCUUGCGUCGGAUGUGGAAUGUACAAUGGGACGGAAGAGAGCAGAGGAGCGCAAGGUGGAUGGAGAAACACGUUUAUCACACGAAUGGGGUGGAGAUGACUUUUCUCGGAGCCUAGGAGAGGGAAUAAAAAGGUUGUGAUUAUGAUUUUUCAAAGAUGUUGAUGUUGUAACAAAGGUGGAUAUAGAUAGUUCUAGUAAGUUCUUGGGUAUCACAAAGCACCAAAUCGAAUGUGAAAAGAGCACGCAAUGUAUUUAUGGCAUGGAGAACUAGCACUUUUCACUAGAAUCUUCAACAAGAAAGCAUGCGAAUGAUAAUUACACCAUACUUACUAGAGCACUGAUCAUGAUUACUAGAGCACUGAUUAUGAUUACUAGAGCACUGAUCAUGAUUACUAGAGCACUGAUCAUGAUUACUAGAGCACUUAGUAGAGAUGAUGAUGCUAGUAAUUGUAGAGAAAGCGAUAAUAAUGUUCUUGUUCGUGAUCUAAAAAUAUGUAGUAGAUACUAACUUGACUAUCUAUAUAGAUGUGUUUUUUUCUGUGAAUCGAUUCUACUAGGCAUUCUACUCGAUAGAGAUUUGAAAGUUUGAGACAACUUCUGCACGAUUUAUAGCAGUGAAAGACUCUCACGAAUCUGUUGGACUAGUAUCUGAGAUUACAUAGGUACAAUGUUGAAUAGCGAAAAUGUAGAGCAGGCAAUUAUCUGAAUGCACACUUAUGAUGCUUAUGGAGUUUUUAUGGAAUUAUGUCGAUGUCCCUGUCCGAUGACCCAUUUCAAAAAUGUGAACUGAAAGGAAAUAUACGUAGGAGGUCGCUGCGCGUUUUGCUUAGACUUACACACAUGCCGUCGUUUUUCCUGAUUCCGACAACAAGCAGCAG
Molecule: messenger RNA, 2474 nt
Organism: Amoebophrya sp. A25
Lineage: Eukaryota; Dinophyceae; Syndiniales; Amoebophryaceae
Source: the annotation of a GenBank genome assembly